Molecule: messenger RNA, 1166 nt
Organism: Galleria mellonella (greater wax moth)
Lineage: Eukaryota; Metazoa; Arthropoda; Insecta; Lepidoptera; Pyralidae
Source: RefSeq, a predicted model, not a curated record
AUCAUUUUCAUCUAAUAAAGCGCUACUGUCGUUAGACGUCUCGGCGCUAAUAUUGCCAGAUGUCUGGUUGCUAGCUCUAGAAACAUUUAAAAAGUGUAACAUGUCCAAGUAAGGUGUCUUGCGUUUUUUUGGUGCCCCACUUCCGCUUUUGAGUGAGGAAUCUUUAUUUUUUUCUCUGGCGUGAUAGUCGCGCAAACCCUUCCAUUUUUUUAUAGGUCUUUAACAUCGAAAAUAAUAAAUGAAACUACAUGCAUUAUAUGGGAUAUUUUACAGCCACAGGAAAUGCCAGAACUUUCUGAAGCAUUGUGGCUAGAAAUAGCAAAACGAUAUUAUAAAAAAACCAAUUAUCCUAAUUGUAUAGGAUCUAUCGAUAGCAAGCAUAUUCGUAUUCGAAAACCACUAAAAAGUGGGUCUAACUAUUUUAAUUAUAAGAAGUUUUUCUCAAUUGUUCUGUUAGCCGUAACAGAUGCAAAUGUUUUUAUUGCCAUUGAUGUAGGUGCUUGCGGACGAAAUGCUGACAGCAAUAUAUUUAAAGAAAGUGCUUUUGGUAAAAAAUUAGCUCGUGGGUCUCUGAAGAUUCCUAACUCUACUAAAUUGCCUAAUUCAAAUGGAUUGCCCCAACCUUUCGUGUUUCUUGGGGAUGAGGCAUUUGGAUUACAAAAGCAUAUCUUGAGGCCUUUUCCUAAUAAAAGUUUAAAUAAGGAAGAGCGAAUUUACAAUUAUCGUCAUAACCGGGCUAGGAGAUGCGUGAAAUAUGCAUUCGGCAUCCUAACAAGCAAAUGGAGAGUUUUGCAUACACCGAUUGCAACUAAUGUGAAUACAAUCAUCGCUAUCGUAAAAGUUGUUUGUAUUUUACAUAAUUUUGUCAUAGCAAGAGACAGGGCCGUGCCUGACGGGCGUUCAUUGCGUGCACCGCACGCAGGCGGCCGAAAUUAAGAGGCGGCCAAAUCGUUACAAGUUGUUUACUGGGCAAAAAUACAAUCGGUUUGUUUUCAUUAAGAUACGAAGUAAAAACAGUUUCUCUAAUCUAAUCUAUCUAAAAAGAGUUUCUCAGAAAUAAGAAAUGUAUAAAAACUGAUUAGGUCGUUGUAGUAUUUAUAUACCUAGUCAUGCAGCGAAUCCGAAUUUUUUCGAACAUUGCACGAGCGACGAGCCGAAAUAGUUUU